This is a messenger RNA of Hypoxylon trugodes, 1072 nucleotides long. RefSeq lists its product as uncharacterized. The record is from RefSeq and is a predicted model, not a curated record. The transcript has 3 exons. NCBI's taxonomy places the organism in Eukaryota, Fungi, Ascomycota, Sordariomycetes, Xylariales, Hypoxylaceae. Bases 81 to 965 code for a protein of 294 amino acids.
CUAACAAAUGGUUAUAACUUUCUUUCUCAUUUGAUUUUGUUCAAGAGAGUUUAUUUUUCGAUCUAAUAACGCGGAAGCCAAUGUUGGGGCCAAACCCUCCUUACUACCUCGCGGGCUGGGAUCGUGAGCGGAUGCUUAACGGCGCCGCUAGCGGUGAAAUCAAUGACUUAACUGAGGAGCAAAAAGAUGUAUUUCGCAAAGGUUUACGAGCCGACCUGGGGGAGCAAGGAUUCGACGAAUUUUUCGACGAGAUGUUCAAACGGGAACUAGUCGCGUCAGGCAAAACCCCUGUGGAAAUCGUUAGGGAACCACCGUUUAUGCAGGCCAUGCGCCUGUGCGCAGAACGCGAUAUGCGCUGGGACCAGUGGGGCUUUGUUAUCUUUAAAAGCCCCGAGAUUAUUGACGCGUCGCGCUGGGAAGCUUGCAAACAGCGGUUUUUGCAAAUUGUGGAUGGUUCAAUCGGCUUUUAUCGUGGGUAUGAUGGACUUGAUGAAUGCAUCCAGAAGAUGAAAUUUCAAUGGGUAGAAGACGUUGGAGAAGCAAACGGCAGUCCCGAAUCUAUUGCGCGAAAAUACUCGUCUAGCUCUUCACCACCAGGCCUGGACCAUAGCGUAUGCCUAUACAUCACGCCGUCGUCAAUGGAUUCGAUACUCGACUCGCCCGAUCCCUCGUCUUCCAAACGCCGAUAUAGAAAAGAGAUUCCUUUCGUCAUUGCUGUUUCCAGAGGAGCUGGUGAACCGCAUCUAACUAUGGAUGAAGACGAAGCUGGCUACGGCUGGCGUGGUUAUUUUAAUGUAGCCGUUGAAACAUUGUUCGAUUCCCUAUUCCCUAUUGUUGCGCACGACUCGAGGGCACCUUUCGAAAUUGGUGGUCGUGUUUCGGGCGAAGACAUCUGGUGCGAUCAUACAAGAUGGGGUGUGCACAAAGCCGGCAUAGGUUAUUGCGACAGAAGGCAACUCAGGUGAGUAGCGGGAUUAUGGGCUGGCACUGUAUCGUCUAAAUAUCAUUUGAUAUGCCCUGUCGGAUUGAUCUAGUUUUGGCUUGUAAGUGCUAGAAUUGGUGAAACGGUAGG